AUGCCUCAGCAGCGUUGGCGCAGAACCUGGAUCGUUGAUAACGAGCUCUGGGAUGACGAUAUUGAAAAUGCCCCAUUACAGAGCAGGGGAUGGGUAUUCCAGGAACGGUUUCUAUCUCCCAGGAUCCUACACUUUGCUGAGAGACAAAUCGCAUGGGAGUGCAGUGAGAUCAGCGCCCUUGAGAUGUUUCUAAAGCGAGUGCCUCCAGGACUAUUGAAAGCAUCAAGAAUGGACGUUAUUGAUAACCUCUUCUCAACGGAAGCCAUAACGGAUGACAACCUUAUUGACUUCCGGCGAACAUGGGACGAUACUGUUCACAAAUAUACUAAGACGGUUCUCACAUUCAGCAACGAUAAGCUGAUUGCUUUUGCUGGUAUAGCCAAAGCAAUUGAGGGUCUACGGAAUGACACUUAUUAUGCCGGCCUUUGGAAGAGUGCGUUCAUUUAUCAACUCGCUUGGACUAGGACCAGGUAUGAUGCAGCCCAGCAACCGCUUGAGCUUUCAUCAGGCCGAGCUCCUAGCUGGUCCUGGUUGUCGGUGGAUGGCGAAAUACUGCUUCCACAAGUCCAGAAGCCGCGCAAGCACUUUGCCAGUGUUGUGGAACUCCCUGACACGAAUUGUACUGGAAGCUCAGCAAUAACAGCCAGUGGAUCCGUACUACUCCGAGGGGGUUUAUUGCCUAUUGACUCAAUAGAGUGGGACGAUGAUAAUUUGUCAGAAUUCAACAUCAACGGUCUCACAUUGAAGGACGGCUGGACUUUUAAUGGCACCCAUCUAGAUGUAGAGGGCACCAAGGACCAGAUUCUUCAGCUGGAAAAGUCUGGGAUUGCUCUCAUUCCUCUAUUUGCAACAGAUGAACACAUGCAGUGUAUUGCUGUAACUGGUAUCACUGUCCCGGGCAGCAUGUCAGUGGUGUUUCGUCGCGUUGGCGCAUGCCAAAUUGAGUAUCGAAAGCUCCAUGUCUCUAAUCAAGGCAUCCAAGAAGGGUGGAUAGAGGAUCAUUCAACACUCUUCGUCCCGGGUGAACCUAGUCAUAACUUAUUACACCCUGUUGCGCGUUCUGUUGUUAGACUGGCUGAGCUUACGAUUACUUUAGAUUCGAGACUUUUAAGGCUUAUUUAG
Messenger RNA from Fusarium tjaetaba, 1122 nucleotides. Its product is annotated as heterokaryon incompatibility protein. Lineage: Eukaryota; Fungi; Ascomycota; Sordariomycetes; Hypocreales; Nectriaceae. The coding region runs from base 1 to 1122 and encodes 373 amino acids. The record is from RefSeq and is a predicted model, not a curated record. The transcript has a single exon.